AAUUUGCGGAAGAGUUUAAAAAAACGGCACCUGCACUGGGAAUUUGCGCUCCACCAAUACACACCCCUGACUUUUUCAUAUCAGUCAAGAGAGACACAGACAGGAAAGUACAACGAGGACGGCAUUGGAACUUGCAUCAUGUUGGGCAGGAGCAAGAAACCUCCUACUGCCAUGCACCAUGAACCCAAGGCAGUGGAAUCCCAACCCAAGUCGCAGGACCCAGGUAGCUGGGUAAGAGAAUAGUGACUCUCGUUGGUAAAAAAAAAAAAAAAUAGACCCCACCUAUGAAAUAGAUCAGUGAGAUUGUUAAACUUUCUUUUGGCCAUGACCACAAUGCCCCUGAUAGGCUGCAAUGUUAAAAGAAAGGCUAUAGCCAGGCAGACUAUAUGGACAUGUGACUGUGGGUACAAGUGGUUUGUGUCAGUGGGUAUAGUUUAAGAGUUUCUGCGCCCUUAGCUGGACUCAGAUUACGCACUGCUAUUAAAUCAUGCUGGGAGGGACUUCACAUGGAAAGGGAAUGAAUUAAUAUAGCGCGCUAUCCGGGUGACGCAACGGAGAAACACACAACUCAAUACUUUCGGAAUAGUUCAAAAACGGCACCUGCACUGGGAAUUUGCGCUCCCCCAAUACAUACUUCUGACUUUUUAAUAUCAGUCAAGAGAGCCACAGACAGGAAAGUACAACGAGGACGGCAUUGGAACUUGCAUCAUGUUGGGCAGGAGCAAGAAACCUCCUACUGCCGUGCACCAUGAACCCAAGGCAGUGGAAUCCCAAACCAAGGCGCAUGACCCACUUAGGAAACUGGGGGUGCUGGAUGAUGAGGAUGUCCGUGUGAUGAUGCACGGUUCCAACAUGGUGAAGGUACGCUCCCAGAAGUGGCAAAAGAGCCGCAGCCUGCGUCUGCUGGAGGACGGGGUCACCGUGUGGUGUGAGUCCACCAAGAGCUCCCGCAAGGCCAAGGAACAACAGACCUUCUCGGUCACAGAGGUGGAGUGUGUGCGUGAGGGCUGCCAGUCUGAGGCUCUGCGGAGACUAUCCGGGUCGGUACCAGAGAAUCAGUGCUUCACGGUGGUGUUCAGAGGAGCCAGGAAGAGUUUGGACCUCCUCUGCCCCUGUGAGGAGGAGGCGAGGCACUGGGUCCGAGGGAUACGCACGCUGAAGGAGCGUGUGGCCAACAUGACCCAGAAGGAGAAACUGGACCACUGGAUCCGUGGCUACCUGAGACGGGCUGAUGAGAACGACGAUGGGAAGAUGAGUUACGACGAGGUCAAACGCUUGCUGCAGAUGAUCAACAUAGACCUGAAUGAACAGUACGCGCGCUCGCUAUUCAAGAAAGCUGACCGGUCGUGCGACGGCCGUUUGGACCACGUAGAGAUCGAGGAGUUCUGCAGGGAGCUGAUGAGGCGGCCGGAGCUGGACGCUGUGUUCAGACACUACUCUGGUAACGGCUGUGUUCUGUCCACCGCUGAGCUGAGAGACUUCCUGGGAGACCAGGGGGAGGACGCGUCACUGAUCCACGCUCAGAGCCUCAUCCGCACCUACGAGCUCAACGACUGGGCCCAGAACAACCAGUUCAUGACCCAGAAUGGUUUCACCAUGUACAUGCUGUCCCAGGAGAACGAUGUGUUUAACCCCGACCACGCCAGGGUGCACCAGGACAUGACCAGACCUCUGGCCCACUACUUCAUCUCAUCCUCACACAACACCUACCUCACCAAGGACCAGGUCACCAGCGCCAGCAGCGCCGAGCCAUACAUCAGAGCUCUGAACCAGGGCUGCCGUUGUGUGGAGCUGGAUUGUUGGGAUGGGGACAAAGGAGAGCCUGUCAUCUACCAUGGACACACCCUUACUUCUAAGGUGCCCUUCAAAGAGGUAAUCGAGACCAUCGCCCAGUAUGCCUUCAAGGCCUCCCCGUACCCCCUGAUCCUGUCCCUUGAGAACCACUGUACCGUGGAGCAGCAGACGGUCAUGGCCAGACACCUGCGCACCAUCCUGGGCAAGAGGCUGCUCACCAAGCCCCUCAACGACCAGACUCUGAAGGACCUGCCCUCUCCUGAGGAGCUUAGGGGUCGAAUCCUGGUGAAGGGGAAGAAGGAUGUUCAUCACCUGAACCAGCUGGGGAAGACCAGCAGCUUUGAUACCAGCUCGGACGACGAGGCAUCAAGCAACAACAAAAAGGACAAAAGGGACCCUGCCAAGGCGGUCUCAUCUAAGCUGAGCCCAGAGCUGUCUGAACUGGUGGUGUACUGUCGAAGUGUCCCCUUCCGCGGGUUCCAACACUCUACCCAGAAACCACCCGAUGAGAUGUCAUCCUUCAAUGAGAAUGACGCCCUCAAACACAUCAAGGACACAGGAAAGCUGUUUGUCAGACACAACUGCAAGCAUCUGAGCCGGAUCUAUCCCUCCGGGCAGCGCCUCCAAUCCUCCAACUACGACCCCCAGGAUAUGUGGAACGGCGGCUGCUCGAUGGUGGCUCUGAAUUUCCAGACUCCAGGGGAGCAGAUGGAUCUGAACCAGGGCCGUUUCCUGCCUAACGGCCGCUGCGGAUACAUCCUCAAGCCCAGCUUCCUGUGCAGCCCCAGCUCCAACUUCAACCCAGAGAUCACAGGAGGUGGGCCAGGACACAUCCCCACACAACUCACCAUACGGAUAAUAUCAGCACAGCAGCUCCCUAAGAUCAACACAGACAAGCCCAACUCCAUUGUGGACCCACAGGUGUUGGUGGAAAUUCACGGGGUGGCCAUUGAUAAAUCCAGAGACAAAACCCACCGAAUCGACAACAAUGGUUUUAACCCACGCUGGGACAGCACUUUGAGCUUCCAGCUGCAGGUUCCUGAGCUGGCCCUGGUACGCUUUGUAGUGGAAGACCAUGACCACAAAGCCAAGAACGACUUUGUGGGCCAGUACACCUUGCCCUUCACCAGCCUCCGUACAGGUUACCGCCAUGUCCACUUGCUGAAGGCAGAUGGCUCCAGCCUCUCUCCUUCAACCCUUUUCAUCCAUGUCAAGGUGUCCCGUAAGGUCCCCAUCAAGACUGUGUCUGAGCGCAUGCUCUUGGCUAAGAGCGAGGGCAAAGCAUGACCCCGAUCUACCUGAACUAGUGCCACACUUUUCUAAUAAGCCCCAUGCUUAUCUCAGCUUUUUUUUG
This is a messenger RNA of Oncorhynchus masou masou (cherry salmon), 3148 nucleotides long. RefSeq names its product 1-phosphatidylinositol 4,5-bisphosphate phosphodiesterase delta-3-A-like. The record is from RefSeq and is a predicted model, not a curated record. Gene Ontology annotation, biological process: release of sequestered calcium ion into cytosol; phosphatidylinositol-mediated signaling; lipid metabolic process. Gene Ontology annotation, molecular function: phosphatidylinositol-4,5-bisphosphate phospholipase C activity; calcium ion binding. Lineage: Eukaryota; Metazoa; Chordata; Actinopteri; Salmoniformes; Salmonidae.